This is a messenger RNA of Megalobrama amblycephala (Wuchang bream), 2223 nucleotides long. RefSeq lists its product as uncharacterized. The coding region runs from base 111 to 719 and encodes 202 amino acids. The transcript is spliced from 7 exons. The record is from RefSeq and is a predicted model, not a curated record. NCBI's taxonomy places the organism in Eukaryota, Metazoa, Chordata, Actinopteri, Cypriniformes, Xenocyprididae.
GUAAAUAUGCGUCAAUCUAUGAACAGAGCUCUGCUGUCAGAGACACGCUCACUCCUUCCUCUAAUCACACCUGAAGACAGAAUAUACCAGGCCUAAAUCAUAUUCCUGUCAUGUUAGGACGAGGGACCAUGAGAGUGUUUGGCGAAACACUGCUCAUCAUCACCUGUCUUCAUCUCUUAGGUCAAGGCAGUGGACAAUCUGGAACAUGUAAACCGGAUAACUGUUUCAUUUGUUGGAACAAUACCAUUUCAAAUAACUGCUCCAAUGGUGUUCCAGAAAACUGCACGAAAAAAGAUUUAAAUGUGACCACGGAACCCGCCUCCCCAGUCGAUGAGGGUUUAGACGUGACCGUGACCUGCACUCAUGAUCUUCCCAACGGCUCCAUCAGCUGGCUGAAGAACGAUGAGUUACAGGAAGGAGAAAAUAAAAAAACAUUUCAGAUCGAGAUUAUUUUGAAGGACACAAACAUCAGCUGUAAGGUUAAAAGUGCUUGUGGGGACUUGAACUCUACUAUAACCAUUAAAGUAAAAGCUGCAAAUAAUAUGAUGAUUAUAAUGAUUUGUGUCGGGGGAGCGGCUGCUCUGCUUAUGCUGUUUGCCGUAGGCAUGAAGAUCGUGCUGAGGAGAGGACAAGUUCAGAGUCAGGCCAGGAAGAGACAAAGACAGCAGAACAUGGAGAACAUCCACAGCACUGUGAACACCGUCACCAGCUACUACUGAGAUUGAGUUUUCCUACAACUGAAGAACCCUGAUUUGGUCUGAAGUCUCGAGCCGUUUCAUUUGCACACUCAAAAAAUGAGUGUUUGGACUUUUAUGUUACUUCCCAUCUCGAGUGCCAUGUUUGUAGUUCUUUGUAGUUUUUCUUGUUGAUUAGUCUGAUUGUUCCCAAGUGUGUCUUGUUAGUCAAUUAGCUCCCUGUGUGUGUGUAUAUAUAUAUAUAUAUAGUAUAUAUAUAGCCCUUGGCUAGUAAUUACUUUGAAACCACUAGAAAAAGGCUGUUAUAUAGUAUGAAAGUAAUCUGGAUGUACAACAUCCGCCAUGUUGUCAUUAUCAUGUGACCUACCAGCAUCAGUUGUCGCUUCACUGCCAUUCAUAAAUCCUCUCCCGUGGCCUCAUGAGAUUGUAAAGUAUCCAUCAUAUGCACACUUCAGAAUCUCGUCAGAAGUAGUAGAUCAUCCGGGGACUUUUAUACUGUGAAUUCAGACAUACUUCUUUUGUCACAUACUGUUAUGUCACAUAUAGUAGUGACAUAUGCGAUUUUGGAUGCAGCCCUGGUGUUUCUUUUGUUCUUCGUCAGUCUAUGUGUGUUCCUGUUGCCAGUAUUUCCUGGUUCUCAGUGUUUCUGUCUGUGGUUUAUAAUGUUUGUUUGGUUAGUAAAAACCUCUGCUACAUUUAGAUCCGCUUCUCAUCUGCCAUCUCUUCUUCUCCUGCUUCUUUACAUGUUCAGACUCAUUUUAACCAACUGCCUUUCUACAGCUAGCCAUAUUUAAACAAUAUUCAUACUUUUUAACUGAAUAAAUUUCACAAUGAACAGAUAAAUGCUUAAAUGAAGUUAUUUGAAUAAAUGCACUUUAAAAAAAAUAUAUAAUUAUUUCAAUAAAAUAAUAAUAAAUAGCCUAAACUAUGCCAUGACUGAGUGUAUCUUAACACUUAUUUAUGUAUGACUGACAAAUUUGCAUCACAUUAAAGCCUAUUAUGCCCAUUAUCACAAGAUGUAAUAUAAGUCUCUGGUGUCCCAGAAUGUGUGUGUGAAGUUUCAGCUCAGAAUACCCCACAGAUCAUUCAUUUAUUGCAUGUUGUAAAUGCCCAUUUUUGAGUGGAAGGAAAAACAUGCUGUUUUUGUGCAUGUAUCUUUAAAAGCAAAUGAGCUGCUGCUCAGAGCCUGUACAGCUUGUGUCUCAGAUACUCUGCCAAAAACGAACAAAACAUCUGUUUGGUUUUAAUGAUCAUCUCUAUUGCGGCCAUUCUCACAUGUCACUGCAGUUCUUCAUCAUCAUGAAUGUUAUUAUUUGCAUGCGUUUUAAAGCCGUAACAGUUUAAACUUCUGAUAUAUGGUUUUCUGAGUGCACACAUCUGAAGCACGAACACACAAAGUUCACAUAAACAGUCGAUUAUGUCUGUGAAUGUAAACAGCAAGUAAAGAAAUGGCAUGUGUAUAUAGAUCUGUGUAUUAAUGUAAUAUAUGGUUCCUACUGCUGUUAAUAUGAAUCAAACAUUAAAAGAA